Messenger RNA from Anguilla rostrata (American eel), 3440 nucleotides. RefSeq names its product fignl1 interacting regulator of recombination and mitosis (gene firrm). The coding region runs from base 267 to 3107 and encodes 946 amino acids. Lineage: Eukaryota; Metazoa; Chordata; Actinopteri; Anguilliformes; Anguillidae. The record is from RefSeq and is a predicted model, not a curated record. The transcript is spliced from 25 exons.
AUUCAAAUUUCCACUUUAUAUUAAUGGUUAAUUAGGAAGCGAUGUUACUAAGAAGCCCCUACAUUUCAAGACGAGUGGUUAGAACCACCCACUCUCUUUACUCCAAGACAAACGGAGGGAAAAUCGAAAGUCACUGUUAACUUCGUGAAAUAACAAUUUUGCAAAUUAGCACUAAAUUCUCACGGAUACACGGAGAACAAAACACGGGGGAUACAAGUGUUACUAAUGUAAUCAGAUAAGAAAUUGUCGCAUGCUAAUGCGUGACCAUGUCUCAAGCAACCCUUUUGGAGGAGAUUAUCCACUGGAGUGAGGAAACAUGUCGACAGGAGCUCAAAUCAGUACUGCCCAAGCUUGUCUCGCAUCUUCACGCUGACAAACAGGAUGAACUUAUACGUGUCUUCAAAAUAAUCACAGAGAUGUUUAUUCCUCACAUGAGCAUGGUAGAGCUUGAGGCUGAGUGUUUCUCUAAGGUCUUGCCCAAGGUUGUAAAGAUGUUUAAUGACUUGGUAGAAGAGAUCUCAAGCCAAGUAGGAGGAAUGUCUAGUCAGAACUCAGAGCUGCGUGCAUUUCUGAGGAACAGUCUGCAGGCUAUGGUCCAAAUUUUGGAAACUCUGUCAGGUUGUGUUCGUCAUGUCUGCUCUUUCAAGGACUCCCUAACUCUGGAGACUGUUCGCUCUUUACCUUUCUGCAUUUUGAAGGUCUUGAAGGACACUUUUCUGCACUGCAAGGAGAGCGAGGUUGUGUAUGGUGGCCGUAUGUCUCUGGUCACUGACCUCCUACAGGCCUUGUUCAAAGAAGCGUACUCUCUCCAGAAGAGUCUGAUAGAGCUGCUGGACAGGAUAGCCUUGGGGAGUGCAGCUUCUGAGCAAGAGGUCUCUGAUAUUUUGGCAGCUAUUCACAGUCUCUUGGAAAUAUGCUCUGUAAUAUCAAACCUGGACAUUGCCUUGCAUGCAAACACAUGGAAGUUUAUAAUUCGGCAAAGUGUGAAGUACCAGGCGCUGCUGGAGGAGCAGCUGCACCACGGUGACAUCGUGUCCUGUCUGUGUGACGACCUGCUGGCCUCCUUCCACACCUGUCUGGAGCUCGCCCAGCAGAUGAAGCAGUCUGGGACGCAGGAAAAUGUACAGUGUCCUGAAUUCAAGUUGUUCCAGAAAACGACAAAGAUGUGUAGGUUUUUUGCCAACACAUUAGUCCACUAUGUAAAGGAAUUCACAGCUUUUCUAGCGAAGUCUUGUGGAUACUUCCACCAUGUCUACCUUCAGAUCUUGAGCAAGCUGCCCCCCAGCCUGUGGUCCCCGCCCAUCUCCAGCGUGCACAGCGGCGAGAUGAGCAGCGUGGUGCUGGUGGCCAUGGACGCCCUCAUUGCCCAGCUGCUGCCCUUCAGGCCUUUCGCCGAAGCCGUGCUGGCAGAGAAGCAGCCAGAUGCAGAGUCCGGUCCGGAGCUCCUGUUCCCUCAUUGCCUCCUGCUGGUGAACAUCACGGGCAAGCUCUCCUCCCAGCCAGAGGAGGUGCUGCGCUUGUGGUGUGAGGGCAGCAGGUUCCCGGAGGACACGCCCAAGCUGACGGUCUUCCAGGCGCUGUUUCGAUGCGUCGCAGACGGCUGCUCCCCGCGUCAUGCCGGCGGCCCAGGCUGGUCUCCGAGGCGCAUGUCGGACUUCGCGGCAGUGCCCGCAGAGCCUGGUGCGGGCUGCACGCUCGAGAACGACUGGCUAGCAGCUGCGGCCUGCAGCGGCCAGCUGCGGCAGGCGCACUUGCGGCUAGCUGGGAGAGCGACCUUAGACAGCGAGCUGGUAGCAGCGCGAAUGGAGAACAGGGAUACGGCUGCAGAGGGAAGGAGGAGCUGGUGUUUCUGCUCUGCUCAGGAGCGCACCCUGCUGGAGGUGCUUCUGCAGCCGGACACUCAGACGGCUCUCCUGGCGACUGACGUCUGGUGCUUUAUGGCACGCUACGGAACAGCAGAGCUGUGUCUGCAUCAUGUGGUCCUCGCAGCUCAUCUGAUCAAGGCCUGCCCUGGGGAGUGUUACCAGCGGUCCCACCUGGCCAUGCUGCUGAGGCGGAUGAUGUUCCUCAUGACCCCCCAGCACCAGGCGGAGGUGGCGGAGAGGUUCCCCCCCGGGCUGGCGGAGAACCUGGCGGUGUGGCGGCACGUCCUGCUCCGGGCGCUCUCGCAGGACGUCGGGCGGCGCGUGGAGAGGGACGUCAUGAGUGCGGCGGGCGCCGCGGUGACGGGCUGGCUGGAGACAGGCUGCAGGCUGGGAGAGCUGGAGGCGGUGAAUGUGGCGCUGGCGGCCUCUCUGGCUGUGGUUCGAUGCGAAGCCACAGGGUCAGAGAGUGUGUCCUCUGUCCUGAGAAUGGUCUCUCGCCUUUGGCCUCGCAUGUGUGUUAGCCAGGUGCAGGCUUACCGUCCAGUUCAGUGCACCCUGCGCCUGCUCCUGUCCAUCUGUGCCAUUUUAGUGCAGAGCGUAGAUUCCCACGUCAUCUGCCAGGCUCUGACCUGUCUGAGCUCACUGCUGUCACAGAAGUGCCCAGAUGAUGUUGUGCUGGCAGCCCUGGACUUUCUGUCAUCCCUGGGGAAGUUGUUCAUACCUCCUGAAAUUCAGAGCCAAGUUCUGCCCAAACUCUCCAGCCUGUUCAGUGUCUUGCUGGCCAACGAGUCGUGGAUUCUUCACCAGCACACCCUAGAGGCCUUCUCCCGCUUUGCAGAGGUAACCAAUCAUGAAGAGGUGAUCUCCCAAAGUUUGACAUCAGAACACUCAAAAAAUGAAGUGGUGAAUUUCCUCAGCAAGAUUGUGCAUGUGGACAAAACGGCAAAAGAACGAGUUGAGAGGUUAAAAUCGGAAAAGUCUGUUUUAGAUCGACACAAUGCCAGACUGGAGAAUGAUAGUAUGGAGUCGACAGGUGACGUACAGCCAUGUUCAAAACGAUCUCGACAAGAGACCAGUGAAGAGGAAGAGUAUGAAAAGUAUCUCCAGACAGCAGAAAGCUCUCUGAAAACACUGUGCACCUUAACUGAACAAAUUCCGCCACCACAAUGGGUGACGGCCCGGCUCUUGGACCUGCAGGCACUGAUAACCCGAAUCAACACAGCCAGGCCUUUGAAAACUUAGCCCUGCAGCGGCAGCAGCCAGCCACAGUGGCUCUGAACUGUUCAUUCACACCCUUGUUUUUAUGUAGUAGUCCUCAAUUGUUUCUUUUCCACAGAACGGUGAUGUGUUCCUUGUGUGUCAAAUUCUGUUUAUAUUGCAAGGGUCAACAUACGGUCACCAAACGAUUGUAUUUUAUAUUUUAUUAAAUUUUGAUAAAUGAAAUUCAUCAUACUACUUCUUUCGAUUGUGAAAAUUACACCUGUGUAUUCAGUUGUUCUGCCAGCCCAAGUUUGAUAUUAGAAAUAGUCUUGAAUGGAAAUAAAACCUUAAGUGCCUUUUUGCUUAUGGACUACA